This is a messenger RNA of Larimichthys crocea (large yellow croaker), 1222 nucleotides long. RefSeq names its product BRMS1 transcriptional repressor and anoikis regulator (gene brms1). The record is from RefSeq and is a predicted model, not a curated record. NCBI's taxonomy places the organism in Eukaryota, Metazoa, Chordata, Actinopteri, Sciaenidae. The transcript has 10 exons. The coding region runs from base 157 to 969 and encodes 270 amino acids.
UCGGCGCUGAUUGGCUGAGCAUACGGGUUGUAGAGUCCGGCAAAGUGUCUGAACUGAAGACUGAAGUGAAGAGGAAGUAGUUUUUAAAAUGGAAAUAUAAGAAGUCACACUUUAAGUCUAUCCAGCCGAGCGGAGGGAGCAGGUGAGCAGCCAGCCAUGCCCGCCCAACCCCCUGUGAGGGAGCCGGAGGAGGAGAUGGAGGCAGAAGGAGAGUCCCAGCUCCCUGAGGCCAAUGGAGAGGUGGAGCAACCGAGGGAGAACGAACGAGGGGGAGAGGAGACCAUGGAGGAGAGCACGGAGGAGAGGGACAGCGACUUGGACGAGAGCGAGGAGGAGGAAGAGGAGGAGGAGGAGGAAGAAGAGAGCUCAGAGAUGGAUGAUGAAGACUGUGAGCGGAGGAGAGGGGAGUGUCUGGAUGAGAUGUUGGAUCUGGAAAAACAGUUUCAGGAGCUGAAAGAGAAGUUGUUUCGGGAGCGUCUGAACCAGGUGAAGGUGAAGCUGGACGAGGUGUUGACGGGGAAAGCUGGGGAAUACAGAGAACCACUGGCUGCGCUACAGAAGAGCAUGCAGAUACGAACACAAGUGGCCGGUGUGUACAGAGAGCUGUGUCUACAAGUGAUCAAACACAAGCACGAGUGUGAACUACAAGGAGCAAGGCAGCACCUGGAGAGCGAGCGGACGUUGCUGUUUGAUGCCAUGAAGUCAGAACUGCUGGAAAAGAUCAGACGACUGGAGGAGGACCGACAGAACAUAGACCUCACCUCAGAGUGGAGUGACGAGAUGAGGAGCAAGAAGUGUAAAAGAAAGAACGUGCUGGGUCGGUCGGAGAGGAAAAAGAAAGUAGCUCUGGUUUCAGGGCCUUUUAUUGUCUACAUGUUGAGAGACAUCGACAUCCUUGAAGAUUGGACCGCUAUCAAGAAGGCAAAAGCAGCACUGUCACCACUAAAGAAGAAAGUUGAAAAGCGGUGAUAAUAGGAGCAUGUUAUUGAAGACCAGUGACAAAGAAACCAAACUUAAUACACAUUUAUACACACACACACACACACACACACACACACACACAUUCCCAGCUACUCCUACUAACAGUUUUGUCUCCAAAUGAACCACAUCCCUGCUUGUUUGUUAUCUAUUGCUAUUUAAAAUAAGUUCUUAAUGAUAUGAAAACCAUGUAUUUAUAGAAUGAUUUAUAAUGCUGAUUAAAUUUUAAUCUUUUGUGACACGG